Oncorhynchus mykiss (rainbow trout) is the source of this 1967-nucleotide messenger RNA. Lineage: Eukaryota; Metazoa; Chordata; Actinopteri; Salmoniformes; Salmonidae. The record is from RefSeq and is a predicted model, not a curated record.
AUGAACAGAACCACACCUCAGAGGAGGUCAUCCUCCAGGAGACAGACCUCAGUUCCAUCCACACCCCCUAGAGAGCCCCAGACAAUUCCUCAGUCAUGGGCCCACGCCGGGACCUCGUCCACCCCCGUCAACCUCCAACCUAGCCUGGGCAGAGAGGCAGAGGAGGGUGGGUAUCUGGACAAACAAGAUGGAGAUGGAGGUAGCCCCAUAGAGGACUCUCAGACUGGGGCAUCGUUGGAUUAUCUGUUGCACCUUAUUCUUGUACUGGCAUCUUUUUUAAAAUCUCUUUGUUCACUCUCUGUGCCUCUUGUCCACUUGUUUCUUCUUAUUAAGCACCACUUUCAAUUCUUUGGUCACCCAUGGUUUGUUGUCAGGAAAUAUGCUCAUCUGAGACAGUCCUGCCAAUACUUCGAUCUGUCCACAGCCCAGAACCCCACACCAGGGUACGAGCUGGCCCCUAUCACCCCAGAGCUGGCCCGCUGGAUCAGGCUUCGGUCACAGGACCUCAAGCUCCGCCAGAGUGACCGCCAGUGGGCCGUGGACUUGGUCAACCAUCUCCGGGACAGCCUGCUGGUCUUCCUCAAGAACAGUGACGAGCAGCCCUACUUCCAGUCAGCCUCUGUGCUCAACAGUGGUUCAUACUACGAGAUGGUUAAGAUACACAACCCAAAUGAGUUUGACAUGAUGCUGAAGCUCCAGUCUCCUUCCCGCCUCAAAAUGACUGAGCUGGACCAAUACCACGGCCUGUUCUACGAAGUCGCCCUUUCCCGACCGACGCGUUCCCACAUACGGUCUUUCCUAUUGGAAGAUGGGCUCACCAUCUCAGCCAGCAAGAUCAUAAGGGAAAUGCACCGUCUGGUCCGAAAGUUCAUCAGCACCUACAAAGCAGUGCCUGGAAAUAGCUGGCGUUGGGUUGUGAAGAGGAAGCGUCCAAACUCCCCAGCGGUGACCCUUUCCCUGUUGGAGGUGGAUAAUGGGAAAGAGGAACUACUUUCUGUGGAUGUGGUGCCCGCCUUGGAAGUGCCCUCCUCACAGAGCUGGCCUCUGGCUGCCCGCGCAGGCCCAGAUGUGAACAACUGGCUGGGGAAGAAGACCCGGCGCUCUCUCACCCACCAAACUUGCUUCUUUGUGCCCAAGAAACCGCCAGGGCGUAACCUCAGUGAGGCAGCUAAAGAGAGUUGGAGAAUUUCAUUUUCUCACAUAGAAAAGGAACUAAUCAAGACUCAUGGGAACAAGAGGACCUGCUGUGAGAGCUCUGCCACCAAGUGCUGCCGUAAGCAGUGCUUUAAGCUCCUCAAGUGUCUGAUCGAGGGACUGAAGAAACGCUACCCUCAGGAGCUGGAUGCUCUGUGCUCCUACCAUGGGAAGACAGUCUUUCUACACACCCUUUCCAUCAGGGCCCAGGACUCCCUGUGGACACUGCAUCAUCUGCCUGCCUGCUUCAUGCACCUCCUAGGGGCCCUGGAGGGCCACGCAAGGAGCGGCCUGCUACCCCACUUCUUUGUCCCCAGCUCCAACCUCUUCGCCGCACUGACCUUCCCACGCAAAGCUCUGGUGUUUCUGACUGAGGCUCUGGAGGAGCAGAGGAGACAGGGGCUUCCCCUUUUAAUGCCCCCGGCUCCUGCCCCACCACUGGCAGUACACUCCCCCAGUAACUCCCAGUCCCAGCCAUCCAUUGUUGUACAGCAGACUCAUGUUAUCCAGUCUCCUAUUAUCCAGCCACUCAAAGUUAUUGAGACAAAAGCUUUAGUGAAAAUGUUCAACAUUUUAGCUUUGGUUGUGGCUUUGGUCUGUGUUGUUUGUUACCUCUGCCCAUCAGUGGUAGGAAAGUAGCAGAGACAGUCCAAUCUACAGCAGAGGGCGCUAAAAUGUUAUGCAGAUGUAGAGAAUGAUAAGCCAUUUUUAAACAGAUUUUUAUUUAUCUCUAAAUUAUGUCUUUGCUCUUAAUAAUAAACACAAUGAAAAAA